AUGAGCCCAAGCGCAAUUUCUUCUGCCGGCCACGCAUCCUCCAACGUCCUCAUCGAUAAGUUCGAUGGGGACAACUAUUUGACCUGGAGUCGAUACACGCGUGGCGUGUUUUUGACAAAGUCAGUGUGGCAUGCUGUCAACCGGGAGAGCUCCCCGACGUUCGUGGACCCUCGAGCGCAGGACGACUACGUCAAGGCCAACAACAUACCGUUUGGAAUGAUGGUGCUGCAUAUGGGUGUGGACUACCACCAUGUGGUCGACAACUGCGAGGAAGCGUGGGUUGCAUGA
Messenger RNA from Peronospora matthiolae, 288 nucleotides. NCBI's taxonomy places the organism in Eukaryota, Oomycota, Peronosporomycetes, Peronosporales, Peronosporaceae. The record is from the annotation of a GenBank genome assembly.